Harpia harpyja (harpy eagle) is the source of this 3003-nucleotide messenger RNA. RefSeq names its product potassium two pore domain channel subfamily K member 3 (gene KCNK3). Gene Ontology annotation, molecular function: open rectifier potassium channel activity; potassium ion leak channel activity. The record is from RefSeq and is a predicted model, not a curated record. Gene Ontology annotation, biological process: potassium ion transmembrane transport; stabilization of membrane potential. The transcript has 2 exons. The coding region runs from base 95 to 1258 and encodes 387 amino acids. Lineage: Eukaryota; Metazoa; Chordata; Aves; Accipitriformes; Accipitridae. Gene Ontology annotation, cellular component: membrane.
AACCCACCGGAGCCGGGCCCGCCGCCGCCGCCGCCGCCAUGCCCCAGACGACCCCCCCGCCGCCGCCGCCGCCCCCCGCCGCCGCCGCCGCACCAUGAAGCGGCAGAACGUGCGGACGCUGGCGCUCAUCAUGUGUACCUUCACCUACCUGCUGGUGGGAGCCGCCGUCUUCGACGCGCUGGAGUCGGAGGAAGAAACGGCGGAGCGGCGGAGGCUGGAAGCCAAGAGCCAGGAGCUGAAGAGCAAGUACAACCUCAGCGCCGAGAGCUACCGCGAACUCGAGUGGGUCGUCCUCAAGCUCAAGCCCCACAAGGCCGGCGUCCAGUGGAAAUUCGCCGGUUCCUUCUACUUCGCCAUCACCGUCAUCACUACCAUAGGUUACGGCCAUGCAGCCCCCAGCACGGACGGGGGGAAGGUCUUCUGCAUGGUCUAUGCCCUGCUGGGGAUCCCCCUCACCCUCGUCAUGUUCCAGAGCUUGGGCGAGAGGAUCAACACCUUCGUCAGGUACCUCCUCCACCGCAUCAAGAAGUGCCUUGGCAUGAGGCGCGCGGAGGUCUCCAUGGCCAACAUGGUCACCAUCGGGUUCUUCUCCUGCAUCAGCACCCUCUGCAUCGGGGCAGCCGCCUUCUCCUACUACGAGCACUGGAGCUUCUUCCACGCCUACUACUACUGCUUCAUCACCCUCACCACCAUCGGCUUCGGGGACUACGUGGCCCUGCAGAAGGACGAAGCCCUCCAGAACAAGCCACAGUACGUGGCCUUCAGCUUCGUCUACAUCCUGACGGGGCUGACAGUCAUCGGGGCUUUCCUCAACCUGGUGGUGCUGCGUUUCAUGACCAUGAACGCCGAGGACGAGAAGCGGGAUGCCGAGCACCGGGCGCUGCUCACCCGCAACGGGCAAGCCAGCAGCAUCCACGCCGCGGACGCCGCCUCGGCCGCACCGGCGGCGGUGGGAAGUGGCGGGGGCGGCUUUCGGAACGUCUACGCCGAGGUUCUCCACUUCCAAUCCAUGUGCUCGUGCCUGUGGUACAAAAGCCGGGAGAAGCUGCAGUACUCCAUCCCCAUGAUCAUCCCCAGGGACCUCUCCACCUCGGACACCUGCGUGGAGCAGAGCCACUCCUCGCCCGGCCGCUGUCCGGAGACCCCCUCCAACAGAUGCUUCUGCAACGCCCGCCGGUCGGCCAUCAGCUCCGUCUCCACCGGUCUCCACAGCCUGGCGGCUUUCCAGGGGCUCAUGAAGCGCCGCAGCUCCGUGUAGCCCCUCUCCAUCCCCACCUGGACCCCCCCCCCCGCCUUGGCCCCGUGGCCAAGGAACUUUCUUGGUCACGGCAGGAGGAAACUGCCCCGGGGUCUGGCUGCGGAGGGGGAGGCAGCGGGCUGGGACCCCCCGGGGAACCGGGGGCUGCGCUCCUCUGCCAGGACUCGGGAGGGAUGCAGGAGCAGCGGCGAGGCUGCCCCGGUCCUCUCUGAAGCGGGAAGAAGGGAGCUGCUGGUUUUAUUUUAUUUUAAUUUAAAUUAAUUUUAUUUUAUUUUAUUUUGCAAAACCACUCCUCAAAAAUGUGAAAUUUGAAGAGCUGGAGAGUGUUCUAACCUGAUGGGGUGGGGGAUAUGCCUGCACCUCCCACCGUGAUACCUCUGUGCAAAAGCGGCUGGGGACCCCCACGGCCCCCGGGCCAGCCCCACGGCAUGGCCGUGAGCCGGACACGUGACCGUGUGUGCACCAGAGGCCUCGGGGGACGUGGGGAGAGGAGGACGUGGGGCUCCUGGCAGCGACCGUGGGCAGCAGCGAGGUCCCGUCCCCUCCAUCCUCUGCCUUCUCCGGCCACGGGGCUGCCCCGGGGAGGGCAGGUCUCCGGGCGGUGAGGGAUGCCGUGGCGAAGGCGAGCACGCAUCAACGGGCAAAUCAGGCUAAGAGGGGCUUAGACGGAGCUUUUUCGAUCACUGCGCACAUCAGCCUGCCCCUGCGGCCGAGAAAACAAGCCGUGAGUCACGUAGGCUGCCGAAAACGCCUGCCGCAACUCGGUGGGCAACCCUCCGAGAGCUUUAUGGGGUUAUUUUAACCCUCUUUAGAUGGGCAAACCUGGGCAUCCCCGGGAUUUUCCUGAUGGCAAGCCAUCCCCGGGAGGUAGGACGGAUGGGCAGCGGCAGCGCAGUCCCCUGGGACCCCCCAUCUCCAUCCUCCCCUGUGGCAGCUCUGGGGCCGGAGCCAUUACCCUCGGGGAGCUUUUUUAGGGGACAGCCUGGGGCAUUAUAAGACUUUUUCCACCCUUCUUCUCCCUCACACCCCCGGGUUGAACCGGUCCCCUUUCGACCCGCACCCCAUCUCACCCCGACACCUCGAGCCCAGAGCAGGGGAUGCUCCCGGGGCUUCCCCUCUCUGAGACCCAGGACGUCCCGGGGGUCAUCUCCAGCACGGCCACCCCGUCACGGCAAGAGGGGAGCAAAAACUUCUUUCCUUGCCCCCCCUCCAUGCACGGGGCAGCCCCCAGCCCCACGGGGAGCACCCCGCUCACCCCCAGGACUGCGCUCCCCCCUGCCAGCACCCAAAGCACAGGCUGUCCCCCCGCCAGCGGGGACACCGGGGGACACCGUGACGGGCACCGGUCCCUCUUUGAGCCCCAGGGGUGCCAGGGGGACUUUGGGGACAGCUGGGGCACCCAUCCCACCUGUGUCUUUUCUCACCUUUUAACGGAAGAAAACCAAUGUAUUUCUAAUACUUGACGACCUGUACAUACUGUUAGAUACCAGAGAGGAUAUUUAUUAUAAAUGACACUAUCAUCAUAUCUAUAGAAAUCUAUAAAUAUCUAUCAGAAAGGAGUCUUGGGGGGACACUGUUGACGACUCCGGGAAAUUUCUUUUUGCUCUCUGCAUCUUUCUCAUCCUAGGGCACCCGCGGGGAGCCACACUCCCCCCGGCAAGGUUUCUCUGGUUCUCAUGCCAAAGCAUAUUUGUACUGCUGAGUUACUUUCCUUAGAGAGAGAAAUAAAGGCUGGUUCAAACUUC